AUGCCUAAAUUUAAUUAUCAAUUAAGAACACCAAAGCAUGUUAUGCCUGUUGAGCAAAUUGUUGAAAAAGUUCAAAAAGAAACAGAAAUUUAUUUAAAAAGUGAAUUGGAUGGAAUAAUUAUUGAAAAUAUGCAUGAUUUGCCUUAUCAAAAAUUUGAUGAAAAUAUUGGACCUGAAAUUUGUUCUUGGAUGACUAAAUCUUGUUUAGAAUGUUUAAAUAUUUUGGGAAAUAAAAGAAAUAAAUUUUUGUUGGGAAUUCAAGUUUUGGCUGGGGCUAAUAAAACAGCUAUAGCUGUGGCACAUGCUUCGGGAUUUAAUUUUAUUCGAGCCGAAUCAUUCGUUUUUGGACAUUUAGCCGAUGAGGGUUGGAUGGAUGGAUGUGCAGGGAAUUUACUUAGAUAUAGAAAAAUGAUUGGGGCAGAGGAUAUUGGAAUUAUUGUUGAUAUUAAGAAAAAACAUUGUUCUCACUCAAUAACAAAAGAUAUUAAUAUUGCACAGACUGCUAAUGCUGCUGAAUUUUUUCUAGCUGAUGGAAUUAUUUUAACGGGAAAUUCGACUGGACAAGAAGCUUCCGUUUUAGAUUUGGAAGAUGUCAACAAAGAAUGUCCAUCAUUACCAACUUUUAUUGGCUCUGGAAUUAAUGAAAAUAAUAUUAAUAAAUUUAAAAAUGCUGAUGGAUUUAUUGUUGGUUCUUAUUUUAAAAAAGGGGGCUAUUGGGGGAAUGAAAUUGAUUUAGAAAAAGUUUUGAAAUUAAAUGAAAAAGUGAAAGAAAUAAAAAGAAAUGAGGAAAAAAUAUUUUAA
Molecule: messenger RNA, 801 nt
Organism: Meloidogyne enterolobii
Lineage: Eukaryota; Metazoa; Nematoda; Chromadorea; Rhabditida; Meloidogynidae
Source: the annotation of a GenBank genome assembly